GGGAGCGUGACCCCGGGUAGAGACCUGAAAUUAAAAAAUUCGACUUACGCGGACGAACUCACCGAAACUAAAUGUCUGUGUUUGAACGGUUUCACGGGUGAUCACUGUGAGAUCAACGUUGAUGAUUGCUUGAAUAAUCGCUGUGCAGCUGGUAGUACGUGUAUCGACGGAGUCGGCAAAUACACGUGCAAAUGCCCGCCCGGGAAACUGGGUCUCCUCUGUCAACUGGACGAUCCCUGUACUGCUAAACCAUGUAAAAGUAACUCUGAAUGUAUCGUGAACACGGCUAGUGGUGAGUUUGAAUGCCGUUGCCGAAAGGGUUUCACUGGACCAGAUUGCUCUGAAGAUAUAAACGAGUGUGCACUGGUUAGUGAGAGUAAACUCGUGAAUUUGCUUUGA
Messenger RNA from Anisakis simplex (herring worm), 399 nucleotides. The record is from the annotation of a GenBank genome assembly. NCBI's taxonomy places the organism in Eukaryota, Metazoa, Nematoda, Chromadorea, Rhabditida, Anisakidae.